This is a messenger RNA of Chenopodium quinoa (quinoa), 1149 nucleotides long. Its product is annotated as putative F-box/FBD/LRR-repeat protein At3g49030. Bases 1 to 1149 code for a protein of 382 amino acids. The transcript has a single exon. Gene Ontology annotation, molecular function: protein binding. NCBI's taxonomy places the organism in Eukaryota, Viridiplantae, Streptophyta, Magnoliopsida, Caryophyllales, Amaranthaceae. The record is from RefSeq and is a predicted model, not a curated record.
AUGGCUAAAACUCCCAUGUAUUACUACAAGAGAAGAAGAUUACAAUCAAAGAACAAAAAUCUCACUGAGAAUUCCAACAAUGGUGAAGAAGACAGAUUAACCUCACUCCCAGAUACCCUUUUGAUCGAAAUUCUCUCUCAUCUCCCACUCAAAUCCGCCGCCGCAACCUCCGUCUUAUCCCAUCGGUGGCGCCACCUCUGGAAUGAACUCCCCCACCUCUUCUUCGACGGCGAUAACCCACCAUGGAAGCUUUCACGGCGACCUUCCACCAUCAACUCACAUAAUCGAGAUCAAACAUUCAUCAAAUUCAAAGACAUAGUACAUCAUAUUCUCUGCCAAAUGGAAUUGCCUGCAAUUAAAAAUGGAAUUGUUAGUCUUCCUAAUCUGAAGAAGCAUCAAUUGGGUGCCAUUUCUUGGGACGAUUAUAAAAAAAUAUGGGCAUUUAUUAAUUCUUGCCCACUUUUGGAAGUUGUGUCUUUAGAAGUACUUUUUUGCAAUUCUGGAGUAGUGAAUAUAUCAUCUCCCAAGUUGAAGUCGUUGAUUAUUAAUCGAAUAGUGUCCGAAGGCGUCGAAUUUGUGAUUGAUACACCUAUGCUGGAAUACCUUGUGCUAGAUGGUUUUCUUGGGUACUAUAGCUUUGUCAAGUAUCCAACUAAAUUGAUUAAGGCAGAACUUUGCGUUUGGAAUUUUAUGCAUAGACGUAGGGAUAUAUUCGGCCAAAGUAGGAAUAUAUUUGUUCAAAGGAUUUCUGGUGUCGAGUCUAUUAGCCUUAAGUAUGCUCUAAGAUUCUUCGAGGCUCUUGAUUACUUGGAUGUUGAUGUUGAUGUUGGGUCUAUAUUCUGUAAUGUAACCCAUCUUAUAUUGACUACGCCUAGUGUCAAUGAUAUUGAUAACAACUUUCAAGUCCCAAAUACAAUUCCAUUGUGUCUGUUUAGGAAGCUCAAGAGGCUUUUGAUGUCCAAAAUGACGGGGAAUUCCGGUGAACUGAAGUGGCUAAAAUACCUUCUUAGUAAGUCAAAUGUUUUAGAGCAGCUUUAUAUAUCAUCUAGACCUGAAUUUUCUGAUGGUGAUGAUGACGACGACGAUGACAAUGAAGUCAAAAAAAGAAACCAACUAUGGUGGGAAUACAAGAUACAUCAAACCCACUGA